Molecule: messenger RNA, 843 nt
Organism: Emys orbicularis (European pond turtle)
Lineage: Eukaryota; Metazoa; Chordata; Testudines; Emydidae
Product: rho-related GTP-binding protein RhoG-like
Exons: 2
Coding region: 136-711 (191 amino acids)
Biological process (GO): regulation of actin cytoskeleton organization; cortical cytoskeleton organization; establishment or maintenance of cell polarity
Cellular component (GO): cytoplasmic vesicle; cytoskeleton; cell projection
Molecular function (GO): GTPase activity; GTP binding; protein kinase binding
Source: RefSeq, a predicted model, not a curated record
UCCCAGGGAGGGUCCCUGGAGGUUACUCGACUCGUACCGGUCGUUGCCGCCGAGGGCCCGAGUGCGAGAGGAGCCUGCGGCGAGUGCGGUCUCCGCCGGCCGACCCGAGCAGGAUUCUCCAUUUCUGGGUAAAGAAUGCAGACAAUAAAGUGCGUAGUUGUUGGAGAUGGUGCAGUGGGAAAGACCUGUCUUCUCAUCAGCUACACCACCAAUGCCUUUCCAGAGGAGUACAUACCCACUGUGUUUGACAACUAUAGUGCCCAGAUGACUGUGGAUGGCCGGACAGUUAGUCUAAAUCUCUGGGACACUGCAGGCCAGGAGGAAUAUGACCGUCUGCGUACACUCUCAUACCCUCAAACCAAUGUAUUUGUCAUCUGUUUUUCCAUUGGAAGUCCCUCCUCUUAUGCAAAUGUUCGGCACAAAUGGCACCCUGAAGUCUCUCACCACUGUCCUAAUGUUCCAAUCCUUUUAGUUGGCACCAAAAGGGACUUACGAAGUGAUGUGGAAACAGUUAAAAAGCUGAAGGAGCAAAGCUUGGCUCCCACUACCCCACAACAGGGAACUUCACUGGCCAAACAGAUUGGAGCAGUAAAAUAUUUGGAAUGCUCAGCUCUGAACCAGGAAGGGGUUCGAGAGGUGUUUGCUGAAGCUGUGCGUGCAGUUUUAUACCCAGUGACAAAGAAAAACACAAAAAAGUGUGUCCUGUUGUAGUUGCCGAAGAUGAUGGAUAUUUGAAGUGGAAUAAAGACUGACAGGGAUCUUGGUGGGCUCCUUUCUUUUUUUAAUCGAAGAUUUGCAUCUUGCACUAACAGCUCUAAACAGAAAUGGUUCAUGCAAAGUAUA